Molecule: messenger RNA, 1452 nt
Organism: Rangifer tarandus platyrhynchus (Svalbard reindeer)
Lineage: Eukaryota; Metazoa; Chordata; Mammalia; Artiodactyla; Cervidae
Source: the annotation of a GenBank genome assembly
AUGCUCAACUUCGGCGGCGCUUCUCUCCAGCAGGCUACGGAGGAAAGAAUGGAAAUGAUCUGUGAAAGAUCAAAAGAGAGUGUGUAUUCCUGGAACAAAACUGCAGAGAAAAGUGACUUUGAAGCUGUAGAAGCGCUGAUGUCAAUGAGCUGCAGUUGGAAGUCUGAUUUUAAGAAAUACAUUGAAAACAGACCCGUCACUCCAGUGUCUGAUACGUCAGAGGAAGAGAAUCUGCUUCCUGGUACACCUGAUUUUCAUACCGCAAUCCCAGCAUUUUGUUUGACUCCACCUUACAGUCCCUCUGACUUUGAACCUUCUCAAGUGUCAAAUCUGAUGGCACCAGCGCCACCUACUGGACACUUCAAAUCAUUGUCAGAUACUGCCAAGCCUCACAUUGCUGCUGUACCUUUCAAAGAGGAGAAGAACCCUGUACCUGCCCCCAAACUCCCCAAGGCUCAGGCAACCAGUGUGAUUCGCCAUACAGCUGAUGCCCAGCUGUGUAACCACCGAUCUUGCCCCGUGAAAGCAGCCAGCAUCCUCAACUAUCAGGACAAUUCAUUUCGGAGAAGAACCCACCUAAACCCUGAGGCUGCAAGAAAAAACAUACCUUGUGCCGCUGUGUCACCAAACAGGUCCAAACGUGAGAGAGACACAGAGGCAGAUGUCGAAGAGAAACCAAGCCCCGCUGCACUUUAUGACUUUUCUGUGCCUUCCUCGGAGACUGUCAUCUGCCGACCUCAGCCGGCCCCCGCGUCCCCACAGCAGAAGUCGGUCUUAGUCUCUCCACCCGCAGUGUCCUCAGCGGGAGUACCCCCUAUGCCGGUCAUCUGCCAGAUGGUUCCCCUCCCUGCAAACAACCCCGUCGUGACGACCGUCGUCCCCAGCACGCCCCCCAGUCAGCCGCCAGCUGUCUGCCCACCUGUCGUAUUCAUGGGCACUCAGGUGCCCAAGGGCGCCGUCAUGUUCGUUGUACCCCAGCCCGUGGUUCAGAACCCAAAGCCUCCGGUGGUGAGCCCAAAUGGCACCAGACUCUCCCCCAUUGCCCCUGCUCCUGGGUUCUCCCCUUCCUCAGCGAAAGUCACUCCUCAGAUUGACUCAUCCAGGAUAAGAAGUCACAUCUGUAGCCACCCAGGGUGCGGCAAGACCUACUUUAAAAGUUCUCAUCUGAAGGCCCACAUGAGAACGCAUACAGGAGAAAAACCUUUUAGCUGUAGCUGGAAAGGUUGUGAAAGGAGGUUUGCCCGUUCAGAUGAACUGUCCAGACACCGACGAACCCACACAGGUGAGAAGAAGUUCGCCUGUCCCAUGUGUGACCGGCGGUUCAUGAGGAGCGACCAUUUGACCAAACACGCCCGUCGCCACCUGUCAGCCAAGAAGCUACCAAACUGGCAGAUGGAAGUGAGCAAGUUAAAUGACAUUACCCUACCUCCAACCCCAGCUCCCACGCAGUAA